Dermacentor silvarum is the source of this 983-nucleotide messenger RNA. RefSeq lists its product as uncharacterized. The coding region runs from base 216 to 983 and encodes 255 amino acids. The record is from RefSeq and is a predicted model, not a curated record. Lineage: Eukaryota; Metazoa; Arthropoda; Arachnida; Ixodida; Ixodidae. The transcript has 7 exons.
CUACAUAUGUUUAAUGAAUUUGUUGUUUGUGUUGUUUCAGCCUUUCAGCGUCGUCGGCUUCAUAUUCAGCAUGAUGUUAGGCGAUACACGCGAAAUAGCUGGCGAAGGAAUGCCUUUUAUGUUCAGCUCUCCUGGCUCGUCCUUGAUUUUGCUUUGCGAGAUUUCGAGUCUGGAGUACCUUCUGCUGAGUUAACGAGCUUUCGUUCAAGGAGAGCAUGAUUCCAGGAAAUGAGUCUCGGAAUCAGUUCCCGUCAUCGGAGCCAACGCACUGGGUUUCCAAAGCACCCGCAGGCUCGGAGGAUGUAAUCACACUCACCAAAGCACAGUUACAAAAACUGCUCAGAGCAUUGGAAGCUCAAGAGCCAUCUGAUACAAUAGCAACUGCCUCAGUGCCAACCAUUACCAGCGCCCUUAACAAACUGCCCAUCUCAGGAGAUGACUGCUUGCCAAACUGGGUGAAACGCAACAGCACAGCUCUCCGCAGCACUCAGCACUCCAAUGAAUCAUCCCUCGCUGGUUUUCCUCAGCGGCUGUCAAAUUCACAUCCAGAGCUCGGAACAGGGUCCAGUCGUCCUUUCUCCAAGCUGGCUCAGAAGCAGCGGCAGUGGGAGAAAGAGAAAGCUGAAAUGCAGGAUUGGAAUCCUUGGGGGCGUCCAGGUGGGGGCGCACCCCGUUUCCAGCCAGUGGCAGCUGUACCACCACGCACUGACACCCAGGUUCUGAGAGUACAAGCGACCACAGCAGCGUCUUCCACCGGUGCCUAUCCAUCACGAGCACCUUCUCCACCAACUCUGCCGCACUUGCCACCAAAUGGAGGAGGGGUGAGCCCUACGUUUGUUCGCAGGGUGCCCCCCUACCUUCGGAGUCAACUGCCAUUCGGGGUAGGUGGGCUCUUAGGCAGUGGUUUUCGAACAUGUGGGCAGACAUUGCCCGACUACGAGAGAAUCGCUCAUGCAAGCCCCAAUCCGCAGCUUAUUUCUUGA